AUGAUGGCUGUGUCCUGGUCAGACCGAAACAACGUUCUCAUCUAUAGGACUUUCGAAGAGUUUAAGAAAUUCCAUAAAGUACUGAAGAGAAAAUUCCCCAUAGAAGGUGGUUUACUGAAGAAAUCUGACCGGAGCAUUCCAAAGUUUAAAGAUGCAAAACUGAUGCAGAGAAAGAGCAGGAAUUUGAGCAGGUCAAUGGAGAGAUUGAAACUGCUAGAGACUUACGCCCAGGAGCUGCUGAAAGCGGAUGCUAAAGUCUCCCAGAGCGAAGAUGUGAUCCAGUUUUUCAAAGCGCAAACCCAAGACCUAGAUCCUUCCUUUCCAGAAAACAGCAUUAUAAUUAUGCCCUCAGAAAUGAGAGAUGGAAAGAAAGACCAGCCCAAGCAGCAGAACCCUUCUGUUACUCAGCCAGUGGUCUCCCAGAACUACAGCUGCAUUGAAGCCUAUGAAACCAAAGACACAAAGAACAGGCCCUUCAAAGUUGCCAAGAAGGAAAUUGUCGAAGUGUUAAUCAAGGACAUGACCGGGUGGUGGCUGGUGGAGAACAAGGAUCAGCAAAUAGCCUGGUUCCCAGCUCCGUAUCUGGAGGAGAGAGGAACUGGGGAGGAGAAUCUGAAUGCCAGAGAACUGGAUGAGGAGGGGACUCUGUACUACGCCGUGCGGGCCUACAAGUCUCAGAAGGCCGAUGAGCUCUCUCUGAAUGUCGGGGUAGUUGUGGAGGUGCUAGAGAAAUCUGACAAUGGCUGGUGGCUGAUCUGGUACAAUGAGCGCACUGGCUACAUCCCCUCCAUGUUCCUCCAGCCGUAUAAGAACCCGCACAGCAAGUUCCAGACGAUGGUGAACGCUGGCCUCUGCGUCUCCACCCCUAACCUGCUGCAGGCCGCCAGCCCCUCCAGCUGGAGUUCCCUCCCCCAGCGCAAGACGCCGGCAGGGGACAUGCCCCCGACUCGCUCAGUGCAGGAGAGGCUCAUACAGAGCAGGGAUCCUCUGAGCAGAACGAGAUCGAGAUCUCUGAGCGGCCCGCUGACUGGGGCGGAGAGCGCAGCCAGCUCCAGCCUCACGUGUGAGCUAGACAGUCUGUCUGAUAGUUCAGGGAGCGGGAGCGAACACGGCUUCAGCCGGGAUCGAAAGGCAGGCUCAUCAGGGUCUUUGCCUGGAGUCAAGCAGGCCGUGGCUGGCCUCCUGCAAGCAAGCCUAGGUCAAGCCUCGGCCAGUCGAAGCAGCAAAGCUCCUCACCUCACCAGCAAGGAUAGGAAUGAUUCUGGCUUUGAGGAGGAGUCUCCAAGUGACUCAGAUUCUUUCCUUCACAGCCCAGACUCUUACGCCAGCGUCCCCAAGCUGCCGGUGCGACCCGCGGUCCAGGAAAUCCUCCAGAAAUGCAGCACUGUGACCAAGAGAGCCGUGCAAAGGGCUGCCCCCAGGCCAAACCUGCAUUCCUCACCUCACCUCUACCCCAGAGGGGAGACGUGUGCAAAGCCGACGGAUGCUCUAGCGCACGUGUGCCUCAGAUGA
Messenger RNA from Emys orbicularis (European pond turtle), 1512 nucleotides. It is a transcript of the gene NOXO1, whose product is annotated as NADPH oxidase organizer 1. The coding region runs from base 1 to 1512 and encodes 503 amino acids. The transcript has 7 exons. Lineage: Eukaryota; Metazoa; Chordata; Testudines; Emydidae. Gene Ontology annotation, biological process: superoxide anion generation. Gene Ontology annotation, molecular function: phosphatidylinositol binding; protein binding; superoxide-generating NADPH oxidase activator activity. Gene Ontology annotation, cellular component: cytoplasm. The record is from RefSeq and is a predicted model, not a curated record.